AUGGAAGGACUUAGCGCGUUCGAUGCCCUUACGGGGAUGAAGGGACAAGAAGUGGAGACGGAUGGCAAGGUGGAGAUGUUCCCCUCGUCAGCUGUGGCGCAGUCACACGCUCCUGGCUCGGAUGCCAACAUCGGAACUCUUCAGCAACCUCCUGCCCACCAUCACCAAAGGACAUCGUCCUUCUAUCAGCCACCCUUCGACAUUUCCGAGACGAAAGCGGGCGAAGCAGACAACCGCAUCCAGGCAGCCGACUCAGCCGAUCAGCAGCAAAAAGAUUCGACGAUGGUCAGCACCAACACUGCCAGCGACUCGGCCAUGAUGCCCGCGCAAGCAGCCGCGAACGGCGUCGGAAAUGCCCUGGCGCCCACCGACAAGGCUGUCACCAACACGGAUCAGGCAGCCGACAACAGCCCGCAGUCGGCAGCGGUCAGAAAGAUUCGCCCCGACGAGUAUUUGUCGGUUUCAGACGCGGUGCCAGUUCUCAGCGCCGAGGGGCAUCUGCCUCGUGGCAAGGGCGACUUUGGCGGUCCCUUUGUUCGGCGGAGCGGAGUGGAUGCUCGCAUUUCCAGCUGCCCGGCGCAGCACGCUCGUUCGAGGGUGGGCCGGCCGGGGCUGGCUGCCAAAGGGCAGGCCAAGGUUGUCAUCCCCGCCGUUGGCACAAGGCAGAGUGCAACCCUCGAAAAUGUGCAAACGCUGCGCCGAGAAACCCUCUUUUUCGUGCAGCUGGUUACGCCGACUCUGCAUGCAGAGUUGCGACCGGCUGAACGGGGUGCGCCCCCUUUGAUCCCCCACUCGACACGGACCUCCUUCUCUCCACGGGCGACUGCACGCAAAGAAGCGGACAACAAAGGCGCCGGUCUUUGCGAACCAGACUGCCUGUUGCGCACUGCCUCGUCGCUCGGUGUCACUUUGCGCCGAACGCUUGGUGCCGUGGCGCACCCUGCCGAGGGGAUGGCGCCGUCUUCCUUUAUAUCAGCGACUCAUCCCUGCCUUGGCCCCUUUGAUCCCGUCCAGUUCAGCCGCAUCCUCGUCGCCACAACUUCUGCCAUCACCCAACUGCGCAAAGCAACGGAUCUUCUGACAACUUCCAUCCGUCUUUUCAUCCCCACCCUGCUUUUGCUUGCAACCAUGGCGACCUUUGAUCACGCCCACGUCUACCUCGACAACGUCUGCUCCACCUCGGCCGCCGCUCUUCACUACAACAUGUCCAACAUGUCGAUCGCCAAUGUCGCGCCUUCAUCUGUUGCGUCGGACCGCACCGUCCAACGCCAUGCUGGCGCUCUUUGCGACGACGUGCCUACGGACUCCGAUUCUGCGACUUCAACGUCUGCGUCUUGCUCCAUGUCCGCCUCCUCGUCUCGCAACGUCGCCGCUUCGCGACCUUCGCAACACCACGACUGGAAUCCUGCCCCAUCCGUUCUGCCCGCUACUUCGGGUUCUGCUUCGUCUCAUCGCCCACCGUCGAAAUCGCAUUCGACGUCCUCGGUCGAUUCGCUCGCCUCCAUCAUCUCCAACGGUCCUUCAACGCCGACUUGCGACGUCGACAAUGUCUGCUUUGACAUGGAACCGAUUGCCAAAUCCAAUCGGGGCGCUGCCGAAUCAUACAACGCGCAAAAACAUCAACUGCCGCAUCGUCCUUCGCAACCGCCGCAACCGUCCGUCCCUCAACCAACGGCGCCUUCGCACGCAAAUGCGAAUGCUGCCGUCGCCCCCGCCGCUGCCGCUCCGCAACCCGUCUCGCGAAACGACAAAUACAAAAACGCCAUCAGCUUCCGCGUCGGCAGCAAGUACAAGGUCUGCGAGAUCAUCGGCGAAGGUGCCUACGGUGUCGUCUGCAGCGCCAUCCACCGCGCCACGGGUCAGAAGGUGGCCAUCAAGAAGAUCCAGCCCUUCGAGCACCAGAUGUUUGCGCUGCGAACGCUGCGUGAGCUCAAGCUGCUGCGCUUCUUCCAAGAGUGCGACGUCUCGGAGAACAUCAUCAGCAUCCUCGACAUCAUCAAGCCCAGCACCUACGAGGCCUUCACCGAGGUCUAUCUCGUCCAGGAGCUCAUGGAGACCGACCUGCACCGCGUCAUCCGUACCCAAGAGCUCUCGGACGACCACUGCCAGUACUUCACGUACCAGACUCUGCGUGCGCUCAAGCCCAUGCAUUGCGCCGACGUCAUCCAUCGCGACCUCAAGCCGAGCAACAUCCUGCUCAACGCCAACUGCGACCUCAAGGUGUGCGACUUCGGAUUGGCUCGCUCCGUGCUCACUGCCGACCAGGACACGGGCUUCAUGACCGAGUACGUCGCUACCAGGUGGUAUCGCGCGCCCGAGAUCAUGCUCACCUUCAAGCAGUACACCAAGGCCAUCGAUGUGUGGGCCGUCGGAUGCAUUUUGGCCGAGAUGCUCACCGGCCGACCGCUCUUCCCUGGCCGCGACUACCAUCAGCAGCUCUCGCUGAUCCUCGAUGUGCUCGGCACGCCCACGCUCGAGGAAUUUCACAACAUCAACAGCCGUCGCUCGCGUGACUACAUCCGCUCUAUGCCCUUGCGCAAGCGCAGAGACUUCCGCACCUUGUUCCCCAAGGCUUCGCCCGAGGCGAUUGACUUUCUGCAGAAGACGCUCACCUUCGACCCGCGCAACCGCCUCACGGUCGAGGAAUGUUUGCAGCACCCUUACCUUUCCGCCUACCACGACCCCGACGAUGAGCCCGGCGCACCUCGUCUCGACCCGGACUUCUUCUACUUUGACAUGCAGAAGGAGAGCAUCACCAAGGAGGACCUGCGCAAGGAGCUGUGGUACCAGGUGCAAGAAUUCCAGCCUCUUCUUCGCUGA
Moesziomyces antarcticus is the source of this 2820-nucleotide messenger RNA. Its product is annotated as CMGC/MAPK protein kinase. NCBI's taxonomy places the organism in Eukaryota, Fungi, Basidiomycota, Ustilaginomycetes, Ustilaginales, Ustilaginaceae. Bases 1 to 2820 code for a protein of 939 amino acids. Gene Ontology annotation, cellular component: nucleus; cytoplasm. Gene Ontology annotation, molecular function: ATP binding; MAP kinase activity. The record is from RefSeq and is a predicted model, not a curated record. Gene Ontology annotation, biological process: protein phosphorylation; intracellular signal transduction. The transcript has 5 exons.